GAUCGAGGGAAAAAAGCUUCUCUGAAGGGACCCAUGAUAUGUCUCCUCAGUAGUAGACUCAAUAUGUGACCUUCAUCUUUUUUUUUUCUCCAUUCUUCUCUACCCUUACCUUUUAAUUUUACUAUUUUUCACCUUGGAUCAUCCAUAUUUUCCCAAAAACACACAAGAUUUGUCUCCCGAAAACGCAGCUUCAUGUCAAGUAACAUACCGAAAGAUCCGUCUGAAGGGUCCUCGCGACCUGCGAGCGGUGAUCAAAGCCUUCAUCCUGCACCUUUGAGCCGUUACGAAUCGCAAAAACGACGUGACUGGAACACUUUUGGGCAGUACCUAAAGAAUCAAAGGCCUCCGGUUUCUCUCUCGCAGUGCAACUUCAAUCACGUUCUGGAAUUCCUCCGAUACCUUGAUCAAUUUGGAAAAACAAAGGUUCAUUUACAUGGGUGUGUUUUUUUUGGGCAGCCUGAUCCACCAGCCCCUUGCACUUGUCCUCUUAGGCAAGCUUGGGGAAGUCUAGAUGCGCUAAUUGGGCGAUUAAGAGCCGCCUAUGAAGAGAACGGCGGCUCUCCCGAGAAAAACCCAUUUGGAAAUGGAGCAAUUCGGGUUUAUUUACGAGAAGUGAAGGAGUGCCAAGCUAAGGCCAGGGGGAUCCCAUACAAGAAGAAGAAGAAGAGGAAGAAUCAAAUCAAGGCCAAUGAAGAAGUGAAGGCUGCCAAGCUGCAGGCUACUUGAAAAUUGCUCCAAUUCGGUUUUCUCCACGCAAAAUGUCAUAUUGCAGGAAGGUGAUCAUUGGGAAUAUGAAGAUCGAUUACAGAAGGCAGAAGGAAGUUCUUCGGUUCUGGAAAUGCAACUAGAGGGUUCUUCUCUCCUUUAGGUAUAUAUAAUUUAUAAGAACAUACAUUAAUUAGUCGGCGAACACCUCAAAAGUAAUAAAUAUAAAAUAAUUUUGAUGCAGCACAUUAUAUAUAUACAUUAUGUACUUUUAGUUUAAUUAAUUACGUAGAACUCAGAUGAACCAUAUUUCAUUUAGGGCAGAAAAAGUCUGUAAAUCGCAAUAGUGAUCGAGCUUUUGCC
Molecule: messenger RNA, 1068 nt
Organism: Cynara cardunculus var. scolymus (artichoke)
Lineage: Eukaryota; Viridiplantae; Streptophyta; Magnoliopsida; Asterales; Asteraceae
Product: protein LIGHT-DEPENDENT SHORT HYPOCOTYLS 10-like
Exons: 2
Coding region: 193-726 (177 amino acids)
Biological process (GO): mRNA transcription; response to light stimulus
Cellular component (GO): nucleus
Source: RefSeq, a predicted model, not a curated record